AUGAUAAAUUCAAGUUGUAUAAAUUGCAGUUCAAACAUAAUGGUUUGCAUCGCAUUGUAUCGACUUUAUGCCCUACGCUAUCCUUUUUGGAUCUCAGCUAUAGGACAUAGCCGAGUUCCUCGGAUGCUCCUACUAGCUUGGGGAACAGCAAUGCUCUCAAUGCUCCCACAGCUUUACGUUUGGCGGGAGGUAAAUUUCGGAGAUUUCCGUCAAUGUGUCACGUUAUGGACGGAGAAAAUUAAUCUUGGUACUGCUCCAAAUCAAACAUUGAUGACUGACGAGGAUUUUCAAUUAAUGAAGCUGUACGGGAUACAAAAUGCCUUUAUUACAUUCUACAUUCCUUUAGCUAUUCUAGUCGUCUGCUAUGUACUAAUUUUAAAGGACAUCUACAAAACCCUAAAUGCCUCCGAACCUGAGCGUUCAUCAGCGCUAUAUAUUUCAGAAUUAAGUAAACUUUCAACCUUUACCAAACGAUGGGCCAAAAAGGAAAAAGAAAGCACA
Strongylus vulgaris is the source of this 501-nucleotide messenger RNA. Lineage: Eukaryota; Metazoa; Nematoda; Chromadorea; Rhabditida; Strongylidae. The record is from the annotation of a GenBank genome assembly.